AUGAAGUUCACCCUCCUCUCUGCUGCUGCCGCCGCCAUCGCUUUUGCCUCCAGCGAACAUGACGGCAAGCGCCUCAUUCGGCUCUCAGCCGACCACUCCGAGUGGAUGACCGACGCCCAAGUGGCGGACUUAGCCCUCCGUGACGUCGGGUUCUUGGACGACACCGAUGGCGAGUGGACCCGCGUGUUCGAGUUGGGGGCGGCUCGCCAGGCCAAGCAAAACACCCCCCAUGGACGUACCCUCCAAGAAACAACCCUGUACCCGACCGUAGCCAUGCAUCCCAAGCUCGUGCGUGGGGUCAACGCCAAGGUUCAAACCGCCGACUUGAAGCGGACCCUGGAGAGCUUUGUGAACAAGUUUGCGAACCGCCUUUACAACUCGACCGAAGGCGCGCAGUCGUGCGGGUGGAUCUACGACCAAGUGGUCGAGUUGGCUGCCACGGUGGUGACUAACCCCAACGUCAAAGUUACCGUGCGACAGUUCACCCACCCGUGGGGACAGUACUCUGUGAUUGCCCGCGUCGAGCCUACUACUAUUGUGAAGGACGACAUUGUCAUUUUGAGUGCGCACCAAGACUCCAUCAACUCGAAAGACCGAAGGGACCCUGUCAAGCGCAACAUCGCCCCCGGGGCCGACGACGACGGGUCGGGCACCGUGACCAUCUUGGAGUCGCUCAAGUACUUGCUGGCGACCCCCGAGUGGACCCCCAUUCGGCCCGUGGAGUUCCACUGGUACGCCGCCGAAGAAGUUGGCCUGCGCGGGUCCAAGGCAGUAGCGACCGAGUAUGCGAAGGCCAACACAUCCGUGUACGCCCAGAUGCAGCAGGACAUGACGGGGUACGUCCGCCCUGGUACGUCCCCCGUCGUGAAUUUGAUCUCCGACUUCACCAACAAGAACCUCAACACCUUCGUGGAGACGCUUGUCGCGACCUACGUGGGCCUCCCUGUGUCCCACUCAGUGUGCAAAUACGGCUGCUCGGACCAUUUCUCGUGGAACGCGACAGGGUACCCCUCGUCGUAUCCGUUUGAAACCGAGUUGAAGGACUUGAACCCGAACAUGCACUCCCAAAAGGACACGAUCGCCACCAUCGAUUUCGACCACAUGGCCGAUUUCACCAAGCUCUCGAUUGCGUACGUUGUCGAGCUGACCCAGGACAGCGCCACGUCAUGCUAA
Aphanomyces astaci is the source of this 1173-nucleotide messenger RNA. RefSeq lists its product as hypothetical. Gene Ontology annotation, biological process: proteolysis. The record is from RefSeq and is a predicted model, not a curated record. The transcript has a single exon. Gene Ontology annotation, molecular function: metalloexopeptidase activity. Bases 1 to 1173 code for a protein of 390 amino acids. NCBI's taxonomy places the organism in Eukaryota, Oomycota, Saprolegniomycetes, Saprolegniales, Verrucalvaceae.